AUGUGUCGCUCCGUAGUUCACAGCACACACUGCCUCGUCUGGGGCGGCCUGCAAAGCGCAUUCAGAACCGUCUUUGAAUGGGCCAUACAGCAUGUCAUCCACACUGAUGGCAACGUUCCUGUAGAAGAAGCGAGCCAAUUCUUCAGCACUUACCUGGCCCAUACGCGAAAGAAUAGUUUUCAACAGCAGCGUGUUGGCAAAGCUCCUCAGCGCCAGCGGAGUCCACUUCGUCCUGUCCUUCACAGCAGCGUGGAACUUCUGCACGGUCGCAGACGUCGUGCUCUCGUCUGCCCAGUGCGGCAGGCUCGUCGCGAACACAAGGCGCCCGGCAGCCGCACUCCCAUUGAACGCAGCAACAAACUCAUCGUACAGCAACGAGAACUCCGUGAACAGCACAAACACACGCACACCGCUGUGCUUCGCCAGGUGGCCCGCGACCCCAGCGACAUCGGCAGCAGCGAGGCCCACGACGAACACAUCGCCAUCGUGAGGCAGGUGGCUCUCCAGCGCGUCAUCGGCACCCAGCAGCGCGACCGACCGCAGCGACCCGCCAAACGUCACAAGCGACCGCCGCAACACAUCCGCCAUCGCAGCACCCUCGUCGCUGCGGAUCACAGCGUGGGCGUUGGCACCGCUAUUCUUUCCGAGGUACUGCGCAAGCACAAAGAACUCCUGCUCCAGCGUCGGUGA
Messenger RNA from Trypanosoma grayi, 690 nucleotides. RefSeq lists its product as hypothetical. The coding region runs from base 1 to 690 and encodes 229 amino acids. NCBI's taxonomy places the organism in Eukaryota, Euglenozoa, Kinetoplastea, Trypanosomatida, Trypanosomatidae. The transcript has a single exon. The record is from RefSeq and is a predicted model, not a curated record.